AUGAGCGUCGGCAUCUGUAAAAGCCGGGAAGGACGUGCUGGAGAGUCUGGGAAAAGCACCAUCGUGAAGCAGAUGAAGAUUAUUCAUGAGGAUGGCUACUCGGAAGAAGAAUGCAAACAGUAUAAAGUGGUUGUCUACAGCAAUACUAUCCAGUCCAUCAUCGCAAUCAUAAGAGCCAUGGGAAGGCUAAAGAUAGACUUUGGGGAGGUUGCCAGAGCAGACGAUGCCCGUCAGCUGUUUGUAUUAGCUGGAAGCGCAGAGGAAGGCGUGAUGACUGCCGAGCUUGCCGGCGUGAUUAAGCGGUUAUGGAGAGAUGCUGGGGUUCAGGCCUGCUUCAGCAGAUCGAGAGAGUAUCAGCUUAACGACUCUGCAUCAUAUUACCUAAAUGACUUGGAUAGAAUAUCCCAGCCGACCUAUAUUCCGACUCAGCAGGAUGUUCUGCGGACCAGAGUUAAAACUACAGGCAUUGUGGAAACUCACUUCACCUUCAAGGACCUGUACUUCAAGAUGUUUGAUGUCGGUGGCCAACGGUCGGAGCGGAAGAAGUGGAUCCACUGCUUCGAAGGCGUGACGGCAAUUAUUUUCUGCGUGGCCCUCAGCGAUUACGACCUCGUUUUGGCCGAGGACGAGGAAAUGAACCGGAUGCAUGAGAGUAUGAAACUGUUCGACAGCAUUUGUAACAACAAAUGGUUCACAGACACAUCGAUCAUUCUCUUCUUGAACAAGAAAGACCUGUUUGAGGAGAAGAUUAAGAAAAGCCCACUAACGAUCUGCUAUCCAGAGUACACAGGCUCCAACACGUACGAGGAAGCAGCUGCCUACAUCCAGUGUCAGUUUGAAGAUCUGAACCGGAGAAAAGACACCAAGGAGAUCUACACGCACUUCACCUGUGCCACCGACACCAAGAACGUGCAGUUUGUGUUUGAUGCUGUUACAGAUGUUAUCAUUAAAAACAACCUGAAGGAAUGUGGACUCUAUUGAGAAGGAAGGGGCGUGGGAAGAAGUUUUUAUGAUGCGGCGUUUUGAGAACCAGACUCUUGGCUGCCUCGCGGGGACAGCUGCAAGCAUGAACAGGACCAGGGAAACGAAAACAGCAUGCGGAAUCGUUGCAUUCUUUAGCACAAUCUUCUGUAUUAGGGACCUUUUUAUUGAUAUGGGAUGUUGAAGUUUAGGUCAAGAUGGAACAACUGUUAGUGUGACUAGAUCAUCCUGGCAUCGUUUGGAUGGCGUAAUCUCAAAUGUGU
Nipponia nippon (crested ibis) is the source of this 1244-nucleotide messenger RNA. The record is from RefSeq and is a predicted model, not a curated record. Lineage: Eukaryota; Metazoa; Chordata; Aves; Pelecaniformes; Threskiornithidae.